This is a messenger RNA of Pogona vitticeps (central bearded dragon), 804 nucleotides long. It is a transcript of the gene CINP, whose product is annotated as cyclin dependent kinase 2 interacting protein. NCBI's taxonomy places the organism in Eukaryota, Metazoa, Chordata, Lepidosauria, Squamata, Agamidae. The record is from RefSeq and is a predicted model, not a curated record.
GCCAGACCGGACGUGAGCGCACUUCCGAAGGGAGUGGCCGAACCGCCAGCGAGCGGCGCUUUUUUGAGGCCCAGCGAGAAUGGCCGCCAAAAUUUCAACUCCAAGGACACCUGUCUUAACUGUCAGUGCAAGAAAAAUUAAAGAUAAUGCAGCAGACUGGCAUAACCUAAUGAUGAAGUGGGAGACUCUGAAUGAUAAUGGAUUUACCACAGCCACAAAGAUUGUGAACAUCAAAAUUGCCACAGAAUUUAAGGAAAACAAGCUGGAGAUAGAAUAUGAUAAUACUGCCUUUGAAUCUGAAAGGCUGCUACCUGACUACAAUGUGGAACUUGAAGUCUGUUGCACAGAACUACUUGAGACCUUCAAAAAUAUGGAAAAAAUCUACCUGAAAAUGGAAAAACUAUGUUCAACAACUAAAGGGAUUUGUGACUUGGAAACAUAUCAUCAUGGAGAUAACAGAACACCAUUAUUCAACACAUGGCCCACUCCAUAUUUUUAUGAUGUUUCUGUCAAACUAUUGGAUAUGUACUUAAACGAAAUAAAACUCAAGCAAACAAUUGUACAAGAGAUUGCUCAUACUACUGAUCAAGAUCUUCUGAUGGUUUAUUUGUCAUCAUGGUUGUACCAGCCCUACAUUGAGAACACCAGCAAAGUCCUGUUGGAAAGUAUGCUGUUGGAAACAGGACACAGACCAGUCUAAACACUUCCAUUGAACUAGAAAAUAGUGUUCUAUGAACAUAUAAUAUAUAUGGAUGUAUAUAUGAAUAUAUUGUUUGUACUUUUUAAUAAAGAAAUCUACGUCUU